CAGACAGCUCUUCUCUUGCUGUGUUCAUUCUUUUGACAAAAUGUUCUUCUCGCAGAUCCUGGCUCUCGCCUUGGCCACUGGGGCCCUGGCCGACAACCUGCUCUCGUUCAACACGGCACCAGUCAUUGAGGACCGUUCCAUCGAUGAGAUCUACAAGGCCGCGCUCGCCGAGGGCGGCACCGUCACCGUCUGGGCCGGUGGUGACGAGAAGAACCAGCAGAACUCCCUGAAGACGGCUUUCGAGGCCGCUUUCCCCGGCAUGACCCUGAACAUCACCGUCGACGUCUCCAAGUACCACGACGGCAAGAUUGACCAGCAGCUGGACUCGGGCAACGUCUACGUCGAUGCCACUUUCCUCCAGACCCUCCACGACUUCCCCCGUUGGUCGUCGCAGGGCGAUCUUCUCAACUAUGCCCCCGUGGGCUUCGACCAGAUCCACCCAGCCUUCCGGUCGACCGAUGCUUCGUGGUACGGCCUGUUCUUUAUCCAGUGGGGAAUCAACUACAACAGCGCCAAGCUGCCCGGCAUCACCAUCAACGAGUACCCUGACUUCCUCCAGGAGGGCCUGAAGGACAAGCUGGUCCUCACAUACCCCAACGACGACGACGCGGUGCUGUACCAGUUCUACCUGAUCCUGUCACAGUACGGCGAGGCCUGGUUCGACAAGCUCCUGGAGCAGAACCCCCGAUGGGUCCGCGGCACCGCCACGCCCAGCACCAUCCUGAACACCAAGAACGCCACCGAGGCCGCGACCUUCACCUCGUACGCCUCGCCCUACAAGCCCAGCAACACGAGCACGACCGUGGUCGCGUUCCCGGAGGAGGGCCAGUUCGUGUCCUGGGCGCAGACGGGCGCCAUCCUCAAGGGCGCGCCCCACCCCGAGUCGGCCAAGCUUCUCUUCAACUGGAUCCUGUCGCCCGAGCACCAGGCCACCGGCUGGAGCGUGCGCCAGGACGUCGCCGUCCCGGACACCAUCCCCUACCCUGACCUCUGGCACAUGAACGGCACCAACCCCAGGACCUUUUUCGACUUCAUGAUGGACCGCCCCAGGGUCGAGAGGCUCAAGCUGUACUUUGAGGACAAGAUUGGCACUGCCCAGGGCCUGAGCCCCCUCAUUGACGACCUGUAG
Molecule: messenger RNA, 1129 nt
Organism: Diaporthe batatas
Lineage: Eukaryota; Fungi; Ascomycota; Sordariomycetes; Diaporthales; Diaporthaceae
Exons: 2
Coding region: 41-1129 (362 amino acids)
Source: RefSeq, a predicted model, not a curated record